Molecule: messenger RNA, 1657 nt
Organism: Galleria mellonella (greater wax moth)
Lineage: Eukaryota; Metazoa; Arthropoda; Insecta; Lepidoptera; Pyralidae
Product: coiled-coil domain-containing protein 42 homolog
Exons: 8
Coding region: 549-1544 (331 amino acids)
Source: RefSeq, a predicted model, not a curated record
UAAAUAAAUGGCUUUUAAGGCUCGACCUUACUGUCGAUGGAUCGACAGGUAUUUUAUAUAACAGAUAUUCUUGGUAACGUAUAAAAAUUAUCGGAAAUGUAUACAUGGGCAAUAUAUGCAAUUAUAUCAUUUACAAUAUAAAUAAAUAAUAACUAGUCUGGCCAUAAAUACUGUUCCAUAGAAACUUUCCUUUUCAACUUUUUAAUUAUUUUGAAUUUGGAAAAUGUUUAUUAUUUUAAAAAGUUCUUUCGAUUUCGCGCCAUUCCACAAAUUUUUUCGUGUUCAUUAUAAAAUUACAAUAUGGAAUGGGGUGUUAAAGAAAAUAGGAUUGCAGUGAUCGCCUUGCACAAAGUGGGUAUGCUCUAAACGACACGACGACAUUGAGUCUUUUAAAAAAUCUUUGAAGCAAGCUGUGGCGAAAUUUUCCUUGGAAACAGUGCAUAAAUCCAUAGAUUCGUGGCCAGACAGAUUAAAGGCCUAUAUGAAAGCCAAAGGUGGCCAUUUCGAAUAGAAUAUUUGUUUAUUUUUUGCUGAGACUUUAAUAAAAUAUGAAGAAAAUUAUGAAGGAUUUAGCACCUAUAGCCAUUCCCCAUGGGCCACCCGUUGAAUCGGUCGAGGAAUAUUACAAAUCACUGAUGGAGAGCGCGAGUAUGGUCAAAAAGUAUCCAGUAUGGGACGUGGCGCGGCCCACACCUCAAGUAUUGAUGGAGCAGGCUCGCCGUGACCUGAUGGAGGCCGACGAGAUGCUCGCCCUCAAGCGGGAGGAAGAGAAGAAGAACAGAGCAGCAAUGGACGCCAAGUGGGAAGAGCUGCGCACUAAAGAAAUAUUACUCAAGGAGUCUUUCAUUAGUUUCAAUAAGUUCAUCAGAGAAAACCAGGAGAAGCGUGACCGUGCUGAACGCAAAAUGGUGGCAGAUAUGGAGGUGUUGGAACGGAAGACCCGAGAGACGGAGGCGAUGCGCCAGAGAGUCGUCGAGAUGGAGGAAGUGAAGCGGCUGAUGGAGAAACAAGUCAAGGAUUAUACCAUAUACGAGGACUACUUGAUGGCGGUCGUGCAUAAUUAUCCCGAGUUUAAGCAACCUCUGGACGUUUUAAACAGAUAUGAAGCAUUAGCUGCUGCAAAGAACACAUUGGCGGAAAGACAGGAGCGGGACCUAGAAAUGUUAGAGAACGCACGCCAAGAGAUCGCUGCUCUCACCGAAGAGAAGAAGCUAUUCAUCAUGGGCUUAAACAACACGCUUGCCAAUCUGAGGUGGCGCUAUGACAAAGUGAGGAACCGCGUCAUAAAAUGGGAGUUGGCUCUCAACCGCCUCAAAGAGACAGCAGCAAAGAAGCAUGUGGAACUGUGUCACGUCCGCUCGGCCAUCUGGAGCCUCUACACCAAGAUCUGCAAGCAGAAGGGGCUGCCCAUCGACGUGAAGAGCUCCGACUUCGAACAGCAGCUGGUCGUCAUUAUGAGGGCGCUGUUGGAGCUGAGGAGAAUUUACAGGAUCGCUCAGAGAAGAUCCAAGGAGAAGGACGCGGAAUCAAUUCAUACUGCUUAGUAACAUGUUAUUAGAACAUUAUACCAAGGUCAAUAUAUGCAUAACGUCUCAACACUGUGGUACAGAAAUCUGUAAUUCAAGUUUAUAAAAAUAAAGUUUUAAAAUGUAUGAAA